Messenger RNA from Neltuma alba, 1458 nucleotides. RefSeq names its product receptor-like protein kinase THESEUS 1. The record is from RefSeq and is a predicted model, not a curated record. The transcript is spliced from 2 exons. Gene Ontology annotation, molecular function: ATP binding; protein kinase activity. Gene Ontology annotation, biological process: protein phosphorylation. The coding region runs from base 43 to 1455 and encodes 470 amino acids. Lineage: Eukaryota; Viridiplantae; Streptophyta; Magnoliopsida; Fabales; Fabaceae.
UCUGUCAUAGCACCAGAUUGGGUCUAUGCUACAGCCAAAGCCAUGGCAGAUGCAGGAAGCCCCGACUUCUGGGAUAUCAUAAGCAGCCCGGAAGAGAUGGGAAUGUUCAACCUGUUUAUCGAUGGUGUAGCUUAUGAAAGACUCCGUCUUUACUCUCCAGAUCCUAGAAUUUCUGGGCAGGAGCGACAUUACAUGGAUUUUGUUGUGUCUACAAGAGGAAACAAUUUGACAGUAACUGUUGCUCCUGAUAGAACGACAAAUAGUACAAAUGCUACCAUGAACGGGCUGGAGAUAAUGAAGAUCAUUGAUGAAGUUAGAGCCUUGGAUGGAAGGGCUUGCGUGGAAUUAAUAGUUGGAUCUAUCUUGGGUGCUGCAGCCUUCCUAGUUCUCAUUGUAGUAACUUUAUGUUACUUGAAAACUCACAGGUCAAGGGCAGGCUCCAGAGGCACAACCAGAUCAUGUAGGCUUUUCACUUUGCAAGAAAUCAGUGAAGCAACUAACAACUUUGAGGAGGGUCUGCUUCUUGGAGAGGGUGGUUUUGGCAAAGUCUACAAAGGAAUGAUGAAUAACGGGAAAGAAGUAGCCAUCAAAGUGGCUAAUCCCCAAUCAGGACAGGGUCUUCGUGAAUUUGAGAAUGAGAUUGAAUUGCUAUCCAAGCUCUCUCAUCAGAAUCUUGUCUCUUUGAUAGGAUACUGUAAUGAAGACUCUCAAAUGAUUCUAGUCUACGAAUUCUUGGCGAAUGGAUCUUUGAGUGGUCAUCUCCAUGGGACAAACUUUCUUCCUUUAUCAUGGAAGCGAAGACUGGAAAUAUGUGUUGGGACUGCGAAGGCUCUUCAUUACCUACACACAGGGGCUCCUCGAAGUGUAAUCCAUCGCGAUGUUAAGACAGCAAAUAUUCUCUUGAAUGACAAUUUUGACCCAAAAAUUGCUGAUUUUGGAAUCUCAAGAAAAGGUCCUCCUCUGGAUAAGAGUCAUGUAACAACCUUGGUAAAGGGCAGCUUUGGUUAUAUUGAUCCUGAGUAUUUCAGAACAAAAUAUCUCACAGAGAAAUCAGAUGUUUUCUCAUUUGGAAUGGUUCUGAUGGAAGUUAUGUGUGGCAAGUCUGCUUUAGACGACACUCGUCCAACAGAGCAUCUUAAUCUGGCAAGAUGGGCAUUAAGCUGCCAAGAAAAUGGCACCUUUCAUGAGAUUAUAGACCCAUAUUUGAUCGGUAAAGUGAACUUAGAUUCUCUACACAAAGUACGUGAGUUGGCUUGGAAGUGCUUGGAGGAGAGUCGCAUAAAUAGACCAUCAAUGGGGUAUGUACUGUGUGAGCUUGAAGAUGCUCUUCACCUUGAGUUGGCUUUACCAAUUCAGCAAAUUUCUGCGGAUUGUGCCAUCAAUAUGGUUGCAGAGAAUGGAAUCAAGGAUGAAGAGGAACAAGACUUCCCUGCAAAUCUCGUUCUCUCAGUUUAAUGA